AUGGAAUUCUCCUCUAUUAUGGGAAGAAGACCUUUACGCAUUAUUCGUCUUCCUGAAAGAUACCGCGAUGGUAUUGACGUAACCAAUCCAUGUACAUCGAAGCCUGCCGCAUCAGCCAUUCUUCUUACUAUUGAACCUGAUCACAGCGCAUUUACCAAUUCUUCAGGUGCCGGACCAUAUCACCAUAGUACCCCCUCGCCCAGUACCACGACCUCUUCUUUACCUAACGAUACGCCAACAACUCCCACUUCGUCCACGAGAAGAGGUGGUGCAGCCUGGAGGAAAGAAGUUAGGGCAACGUUAAAGCAAGUCGAUCAAAUAGUACAGAACCGGCGUCCCGUCCAGGCAGCAAGUCCACCUCACAUGCAAGCAGCGCGUCCUCUUCGUCGAACGGAUCGGCACCCGGUCUACACAACUGAGGAUGAGUACGACAUCACAUCUCCAGGGUUCGGACUGAAACAUACACCAGAGUGGGAGGACAUGGAUAUAGAUAUUGAUGAUGAGUCGCAACCGAGGUGGUUUCCUGGUGACGGUGUUUCCGCAUCAACCUACGAAGAUCUCACCGAUGCUUGCAAGUUGAUGAUGGUCCAUGAGCUCACCAAGCAGAUGAGUUUUAAGUCGAUGGUCUCUUGGUUGCAGCUUAGCGAUACACAGCUGAUCGACUUCGUCAGAAUAUAUGAGAUCCAAUAUCAGGGUAAUAUCGAGGAAGAGAGGUUGACAUUAAUCGCGAUGAGUCAUUUGAGUGCGAUUAGAAAGGUGCGAGAAGAGCAGUUACCUGGUGGUCUCGAAAUUAACAAUAUUGAGAGCCCUACUGUUAUUCCUCCGGAAGAUUUCCCACCAUUCCAAGUCAUUCAAGAAGUCACCGAGGCAAUGAGUCGCUACACCAAGCUUGGAGUUGAAUGCGAGUGGGAUCUCGAUCACGACAUUGGAUUGCGUCAGUACAUUGAGCAUGAGACCGAACUUGCAGCAGGUGUUAAUGGGAUUGUGAUCUCUGAUGAUGAGGAAGUUGAAAAGGCCGAAGAGCCCGCUCGGCGUAUUAUCAGCCGCCCUAAGAAGAAAGGCCGUCAAUUCGCCAAUAAGCCAGUAGGGAAAAGGGCUGAUCUUUUGAAAUUAAAAUUACCAUCGAAGCUUCAGCAAAUGGAGAGUGUUGACUGUGAGGACGAGGUUGAGUCUUGA
Sclerotinia sclerotiorum 1980 UF-70 is the source of this 1176-nucleotide messenger RNA. RefSeq lists its product with no specific name. Lineage: Eukaryota; Fungi; Ascomycota; Leotiomycetes; Helotiales; Sclerotiniaceae. Bases 1 to 1176 code for a protein of 391 amino acids. The transcript is spliced from 3 exons. The record is from RefSeq and is a predicted model, not a curated record.